Messenger RNA from Plodia interpunctella (Indianmeal moth), 7822 nucleotides. It is a transcript of the gene zld, whose product is annotated as zelda. The coding region runs from base 698 to 3898 and encodes 1066 amino acids. NCBI's taxonomy places the organism in Eukaryota, Metazoa, Arthropoda, Insecta, Lepidoptera, Pyralidae. Gene Ontology annotation, cellular component: nucleus. The transcript has a single exon. The record is from RefSeq and is a predicted model, not a curated record. Gene Ontology annotation, molecular function: DNA-binding transcription factor activity, RNA polymerase II-specific. Gene Ontology annotation, biological process: regulation of transcription by RNA polymerase II.
CUGUCCCGCUCGCACCAAGGACGCGUAAAAGGACGAAGGAGCGAUAACUUCAUCACCGCGUGGUGCUCUCGCUCGCACACACGCCUCGGUGGGGGACGACGUUGCGAAUUGUUAUUGAAGUCAUGCCCCCGAAGGCGACUUCGGGAAGGCUGUCAGUUGCUUGUAAACGUUCGCAGCGUCCGCUGACCGGUGCCGCGCCGCGCAUCCUCUAACUACUACACAUCGCGCCACCGGCCAACACAAACUCGUGCCAACUUUUUAACACAUAACCGUUUCUGUGAUUUUAGUUUUUCGGACAUUAAUUUAGACUUUGACCGUGACAAUAAGUUAUCGUGAAAUCGGAAGAUGAAACUUUGAAAACAAGUACGAGGUGAUUAGUGACGCUUUGUUGUGAUCUCGUGCGGAGUGGACUACAAGCCUGCUCGAGAGGCAGGAGUCUGUCGCGAGCCAGUGUUUACAACGCGCACGUGGCGCGCCGCCCGCCCGCCCGCGGAAAUGCCGCGAAAAACUUUCUUCGAAAACAUCGCCGUAGUAUAAGUUGAUUCGCGAGGGGAGACGCGCCGCCCGCGACCAUGACUGUAACCUGUAGCGCCUGAUCGAGCGUGGACUACAUGUUCGUCGACACGAGGAGUGCUGUUUUUUUAUUAUUUUUUUUUCGUUGGAGGAGACGGUGCUCUCCGUUGGAUUGAUGAUUUAAAUGGCUAACAGCAACGCCGUAUCGUCGACCUUGCCGUCAAGGGAUUAUCAUUGUAAGAUUUGCGGCCUCUACUUGGACUCUGUGGACUCAUUAGAGGUACAUUUACAAUAUCAUAAAGAAAAUUUAUACGUUAAGUGGGGCACGCAAAACUCGCAGAAUGAUACUGAAAAUAAUAACGGAACUAAAGUGAAGAACGAGACGACACUGUCGGCGCCGGCCGACUCUAGCGACAACAUGAUCACCAAGCCCAGUCCGGAGUUCCAGCAGCGCGCCACCCCGGAGACCUCCACGCAGUUCCAGCACCCCGCCACGCCGCAGAGCUACCACAGCGCUCCUUCGCCGUACCAGAAUCCCGACCAAACUAACUUCUCGCCGGGUGCACAAUUCGGUAACAAUUAUUCUCAUUCUGGCUUUCCACAAAAUCAGCACUCUGAACAAAUAAACUGGGAGCAAUCUCAAUACAACCAAGAAUAUCAUAAAACUGCUCGCUUCCAUCCUUAUAAUAUGCAAGAACGCGUUCCACGCGUAACUUCUUCGAGCCCUUUGUAUGGCCAACCUCUAAACCAGCCGACACCGUCGCCGUCUCCCAACCAAUGCGACAAGUGUGGCUUUGUGUGCGAUUCCGCCGUCCAACUCAAUGAGCACUGUAACUCUGCCCAUGCCGGGUCUAGCACGACGCCCACUACUGGCUCCAUGCCAUUUCAACAAUUCCCACCGAAGCAGUAUAACAACUCAGGUUACCAGAAUGAAAAUGCCAAAAUUAAAGAAGAGCAUGAAGAGUCAUCGGACAUAUUAGACCUAGAUUCCCAAAAAGUAGUUUACCAAGGAAAUGAAGGCGAAGGUCAAACAACGCCCUAUGAAGACGCACCACCCCAAAAUCGAGAAGUCAACACACGAACUGUACCCAUAAUGCCCUGGGAAACACAAAAGUUAUAUAGUAAUCCUCAACUUAAUGGCGAUGUAUCUCUUUUCAAAGAUCAAAAAAUGUUUACUGAACAAAAAGGGGUAUAUCAAACAGACACAAAGAUGUUUCAUCCAGAUCAAAAGUUUGCUUAUAGCCAAGAGAAGUUCCUGACUGGUCAUCAAGACCAAAAACCAUUUAUGCAUAUUGAUCAAAAAAUAUACCCUGGUGUACAAAUGCCUCCUUUAACAGACUAUUCAGGGCUAACCCCUUCGAAUCCGGAUAUGAAACCUCCUUACCGUCCGUACGAUUCUCCGUCGGCACCACAGAUAACUAGCACACAACCGGCGAAUCCAACAUCCUCGACAAUGCCCUCUAUUGGCGGUAAGGGAGCAAACUGGAAGUCUAAUGAAGCGCGGCGGCCAAAAACGUAUAAUUGCACAGCAUGCAACAAAUGGUUUACGAGUUCCGGGCAUCUAAAGCGGCACUACAAUACGACGUUGCAUAAAAAUGCCGUGAGGUCUUCGGGACAGCCGGACCCAGCCACCAUGCCGAUCUCCAGUCAUCACCACCCGAGUCGAGAUGCAAUCCAGAAUCGCGCACAACAACAAGCGGCUGACUCCAAUACGCAGAGCCCCGUGCCCUCUGAGGACGGCCGCAGCGUAGACGACGUGUCUCUCCAGUCGCCCUACGUGUCGCAGAACUUCGACCGAUCGCAUCGUGUUGCCGCCAUGCAGUCCAAGUCACCGUACACACAUCUUCAACAGGGUAAUUUAGAUAAUAAUUUCAGUAAUAAUCCUUUAGCUAAUCACCCUUUACAGCACCAAGUCGGAUCGCAUCCGCUCAACAUAGGUAGUAGUCAGCCGCCAGGCAUAGGAAAUCCUAAUGAUAAUAAUCAUCAAGGGUCAAAGGGCGCUGCAGUAUCCUCUACUGGGAAUCCCCCAAACGGGGAAGCAGGUCCCUCUGUUUCUCAAAAUCACCAUAUGAGGGGCCUGCUAUCAGUCUCAACCAGCAAUAUUUCAACUCCAGCUCUAACUCAGAGUACGCCGGCGCUUACGGCUCACACCCUGCCCCCGUUCAGUCAUUUGGGUGUCAACCCGUACAGCCCGAGGUCUACGGAUCCUUUGGGGCCUUCGGUUCCGGACCCCACGCACACCCCAUUAUAUUUGGGUCAGAAUUUUCAGCAGACUAUAGCACCGAAUUACCCAAACGGGAUGGCCCCCCACGUUAUGGAUAUGGCUAUCAACAAUCUGCCUAUAGCCAGUCCGGCUACUUUUGGUGAAUCCGCACCUGAAGAAGUCGAAGUUAUGGAACAGGAAACGUCGAAUCAACCUGCCGGCGGACGCUUGCCUAGUUUCGCGCAGCUCCAAACGCAGAGUUUCAGCGUUUAUGUUUCAAACUAUAUAACACAGCCUAACGUGGGGGGUCAAAUUGUCGGUGACGAGUCCACCGCCGGAUACAUUAUCGUCGACCCAGUUCACUCUCCUUUACCAUAUAAUAAUCUAGAAUUUGGCGGGCAAUCAGUGGAUUACGAUUACAGCUUUUCGCCUAGACCUGUCAAACAGGAAAAUGUCGUAACUUACAGCCCCGAGCACGUCAAAGUUUUCCCUUACGGUUACGCGGUCGGGGGAAAGACGAUCAAACGAGAAGACGAUAUUUUGAGAACUGACUCUAGCCAACUUCAAAUUUUGAAAAUCGAGGAUAUAAUGGAUUACGCGAAUAAAGAGAACUAUGGUAGUCAGAUGAAGUCUCCCGCUAGUCCGGAGAGCGCAAAAGCGGAGAACGAGAGCCGUGGCUCGCCGGCCGUGUCGUCCACUGUCAGCACGCCGCUGGCCGAGCGCAACCAACUCAAGAAGCCCGCACCCGUCACCGUGCACAAGUGCUACGAGUGCGACAAAAUCUUCAAUAAGGCUUGUUAUCUCACGCAGCAUAACAAGACCUUCCAUUCGGGCGCUAAGCCCUUCAAAUGUGACCGUUGUGGCAAGCGUUUCUCGGAUGAUGUCUCGUACGAAGGACAUUAUCUUAAACAUACCGACAAUAAGCCGUUCAAAUGCAACGAGUGUCCCAAGUCUUUCAAUCACAAGACAGAUCUGCGCAGGCACAUGUGUCUUCACUCGGGUUGCAAACCGUUCGCUUGUGACCACUGCGGGAAAGGGUUUAUUAGAAAAGACCACAUGGUCAAACAUUUUGAUACGCACAUGAAGAAAAAUAUGCGUUCUUCGUCGUCGUCGAUGUCGUCGGCGUCGUCCGUGACGUCGACGACAUCGCCCCCCUCUUCGUUACCGUACGUUCUCAAUUAAAAUCACUGUAGAUCGCGUUCACAUAUCAUUUUAAAUUUUACAAAUAUAUAGAUACCUAAAAUUGCAAUAACAUUUGAUUUUUACUUAGGUUGAUAGUUUCUAUAACGAAUAAAAUUUGUAAUUUUGUUACAUUAUAAUAAAUUUACCUUGGUAGCAACGGUUAACGUACGUUUCGUAGACCCAGUAGUUCAUAAUUAACUGAGAUUUCAAUAUAAUAUAAAACAUCGUAACAUCAAUGAUUAAUUUCAGUAAAUAUAUUUAGGUCAGAAUUAGAAAUAAGUUUAGUAGAACGUCAUAAAAAAGCUGACGAAAUGGAAUGUUGGUUGCAGCGGUGGUGGCGAGUGUGGGGCCACGUUUUGAGCGCGCGAACCAAUGGGUCUUCGGAGCGUGAGUUCCUUUUUAUUGUUCAUUCAACUUAACCUUGCGUCGAUACAAGGUGACUUUACAUGCCGGCUUGUCUGCCCGCAGACGUGUAAUUACAUGACGCUGCCGGCGAUACUGCGAUAUCAUAAUAACAUACCAUAUCAUAUCAAUAUCACGUAUUUAUCAAUUGAAAUUAUUGUCGUGUUAAAAAAUAGGUACUUAAAUUUUUUCCGGUCAAUAGUUUGCGACUUGAUCUACAUAUCUUAUUUUCAUUGUAAUCUAUGGACCAUAGAUUUUAUUUUAGUUAAAUUUCUCCGUUCUGCCUAUGAUUGUUAAUGUUAAAAUUAAUACGUAUCUGUAUUUUGGAAAAUACAUAAGUAGAGUAAUUUUGUAAAUAUUUAUGAAAGGGACACGAUUGCCAGACAUUUAGUAUGUUAAGUAGGUACUGCGGAAAGAUGAAUUAUUUGGUUAAUAACAUUAUUUAUGAUGACAAAUGAACAUUCUAUAUUGAUAUAAAAAAUAAUUAGAUGCCAAAUUAACGAUUUACAAAUGAGAGAAAUGCCAAAAGUACAAUAUAUUUUAAAUGAUGAUCAAUUUACUAUAAUAUAGUUUUGUUCGUCACAAUAUUUUGGUGUAUAGUGAGCUGGUUUUCUCGGCCCUUAGAGUAGGUAGUCGUGUGUCGAGUGUCGCGAGAGGGCGCGCUGUUAGAUAAAAUGAACUCGAACUUUCGAUCACUAGGGUUGUCACACCUACUGCAUACACUUUCAUUCGACUUUCUUGGAAUAUCUCCUAGACUCCGUGUGCUACAAGUAUGUACACACAAUAUUUUGUUCUUUGUAUUUUGUAACGUACUAUUGAUUAAUUCUUGUAGAUGUUUUCCCGGUGCUUCCUAUUAUUAUUUUGUCUGUUGACAUUUGUUUUAAAGUAAGCUAGUUGUGUUUGUAUGAAAUUCAGAAUUUUCUUUUUUAAAUUGAAAAAAUAAAAGUAAUUUAUGUCCAAUUUUAGUUACCAACGUGUUAUUUGAGCGAAUUUAGUUUAUACAUUCCUGUUUCGUUAGUGGUAGGAAAGUAGUCUUCCUGAACGUUGCCAAAUUUAUUCCGCCAACUGUCUGUUGCGAAACGAUUUAAGUUUAAGGUUUUUUAGCCUAAUAAUAAUGAAAUUCUCUAGCAAUAAUUUAUAAUAAUAAUGUAAAUGUUUUUUGUAUAGUAUUAAAAUGGCCACAAUUAUUGGUUUAUAAAUUAAAAUUAUAGUGGUUGGAUUAUUUGUAUAUAUUACUCGAGAGUCGAGGAAUUCUCAGUUCCAUUGGACAUAUCAUGGCCACAUGCGACGUUUCAAAAUAUUCCUCUCGAUUAUUAUUCGCAUCCGAUUGCGAUUGUCUGGUCGGAUUGCUGUCAUACGCCAGACGCGUCGGUAUAUUUUCCUUCAUAUAUUUCAGUGCGUCGGCGCAUACUUGCGAUUAUGAGCACUUACUGAAAAGUUAUACUUAACAAUGAUAGGAAGAAAAUUGCAACGCAGGGAAUAUUUUGAGACUCCCGCGCAUCCAUAUCAUUAGAAGACCCAGAUUAGAGCCGUUUAUUAAAAUGUGCAAUAUGAACAUUAUAUCGACUUAAUUUUGAUAAUGUUUGUAUUUGAAUGUUAAUUAUAUUGCAGAAAUAUUUUUAUACAAAUAUAAUGACACAAUGUUGAUCUACCUCAUCAGCGACUAUAUUCUACCAACACAUAUGAAGUAUAUACAUUAAAUGAAUGUUGUUCAAAUAAUUAGUGAACUAAAAGCAAUAUGUUGAUAUCUUUGUACACUGUAUCGAUAUGGCCUACCUCCUAAAAGUGAGAGACUGAUGGUCUGAUAUUCAAAAGUAUUUGAAACAAAAACUUUUUUGGAGUCGUCUCUGUUUCGCUGACUUGCUUAGAUAGUAACAGGAUGGAACUUAAGUACUUACUCAUAUUUUUGUUUAAAAUGCUUUUGAGUAUUUGUCCGAUAUUGUCAUAUUUACCGGAGACGCGGGGUUCUGUCGAUUUGCUCGACUUUAUAAUAUAUCGCUAAUAAAUAUGUUUAGUCGCGAUCAAGUCGCCAGUGGCCCGCGUCUCUUGGGUACUUAUAUAAACUGUCUUUGAAGGUGACGAGACGUGCCUCUGCUCUUUUACAUAUGAUAAAACAUACAUUGUAUGGUAGCAUGGGCGCGCCGGCACUGCAUCAUACAACCGAGUUUAUAUACCAUACACUGUUAUUGUUGAGAAGAUUUUUGUAUGACAGAAGUGUUUCUUCAUAGCAAUAAUGUAAGUACGAUCACAAUAUUUGAAACUUAACUACCUCAAAUAACGAUUAAUAGUAUUUAUAUAGUGUUGUGAGGGUGGGCGUCGCGGGCAGUCCCGCUACCGGAUUACCUCAGCUUGCCUUUUCAGAGUAUAUCGUAUACAAUAAUAUUUACAGAUUGUAUGUCACUGUGCCAGCCCGCGGAGCUCACCCAAUAUCUUUAUAUACAAACAUAAUAUAUAUUAGCGGACAAACUUUGUCUCCUCAUACUGUUUAAAGCAUUCAGUAGUAGUAUCAAUUAGACAUAAACUAAUGUACAUAUAAAAGUAACAGUAAAUUUGUUAUUUAUCAUAUUCUAUUAUCGUACUCAUCGAUAGACUUAUUUUGAAAUAAGUUUAACGUAGUGAUUUCAAGUUUAUAACAUAGCCAGUAAGUACUUGUAAGAUGUUUGUGAUGACAUAUUUGUGUAUAAUGUAUUAAUUUAAUUAUAUCAGUUACCAGAUGAUUUCUGUUACAUUGAGUUGAGUAAAACUGGAAGAGUUAAAUACGAUAAGAUGUUGUUUUUUUUUUAAUUGUUCCUUCGUCCAAUCGUGUUGAUACUUUGAUUAUUAUGUAGCUGAGAUUGCAUGCGUUAUAUUAAUUUGUAAUAAAUUCCAGUUUGUUUACCAUAAGGGUAGCAAAAAUUACCAUGAGUCGUGUGGGGUUCGGGGCGUCGCGGACGCCGCCUCGCUUCAGUGCAGGGGCGGCGGCUCCACGCCUCUAGAUCCGCUGAACUCCGAACUUUGAACGAUAAAAUUAAUUAAGUCCUUAUUAUAGAUUAUAUUAGAAUAAGAUAGAUCUGUUACACCGCUACAGCGAAAACUGGGUAUAUUGCUGUGCAUUGUGAUUUGUUCACACUUUUAUUGCAUUCGCAAUUACCAGUGAAUUAAUUUACAUAAAUAUUUCAUAUAUUUCGUGUGUGAACAGAUCGCAAUUACAUGCGAUGCGAAUUUAUUUGUGUACUUGCAAAGCGAUUGAAAAUAUGUGUAUGUAUCUAUAUGAUAUAACGUCAAAAUUUCUCUCCCGUAUCUCACGAUUGACAAGGUCGGGAAUUUUGAAUAAUUACUUUCCGAAUAAACCUAAGUCUAACAGACUUAGCGUAAAAUGUAUUUAAUUCUAUCCUGACGAUACAGAGAUGGGUUUCCGCCCGGGCAGAAAUCGGGCGUAAACAUUUUUGCCCGGUGUAAACCCAUUUCUGGUUUGGUUUCUUUUUUUAUGCUGUCGCAGUAGUGAUUGUUUCAGGUCUGUGUUAAUAUAAAGUUUAAUGUGAA